AUGGUCUCCAUCGGCAAUGAGAUCCGCAACGGGCUCCUCUGGCCACUAGGCGCAACCACGAACUAUGGGAACAUCGCACGACUGCUGCACUCGGGAGCAUGGGGCGUCAAAGAGUCAGCCCUGGCCACCCCGCCCAAGAUCAUGAUCCACCUCGACAACGGCUGGGACUGGUCCGCGCAACAGUACUACUACAACCAAGCCCUGGCCCGCGGGUCGGCGCUGUCAUCGACGGAUUUCGACUACAUCGGUGUCUCCUACUACCCCUUCUACGGCGCGGACGUGACGCUCUCUGCACUGGCCACCAGUCUCAGUAACCUGCACGCGACCUACGGCAAGGACGUGCUGGUCGUCGAGACGAAUUGA
Penicillium alfredii is the source of this 363-nucleotide messenger RNA. Its product is annotated as arabinogalactan endo-1,4-beta-galactosidase. NCBI's taxonomy places the organism in Eukaryota, Fungi, Ascomycota, Eurotiomycetes, Eurotiales, Aspergillaceae. Gene Ontology annotation, biological process: pectin catabolic process. The coding region runs from base 1 to 363 and encodes 120 amino acids. The record is from RefSeq and is a predicted model, not a curated record. The transcript has a single exon. Gene Ontology annotation, molecular function: glucosidase activity.